AAAAUGCGCUCGAAUUGCCUCUCUCAACUUUAGUUGCGAAGCCAAACGCCACUUACACAAUACAAUAACCAUUUCUUGCUCCGUUGAUUCAAAAGAGAAAAGCCCGGAAAGGGUUGGCUGAUUUCCAGAGCGAAAUCACUAAACUAACCCCGCUUCCUGAAUUUCUCGCCUAGCUAUUCUGAGCAUAGUUUCGGUUUCAUUGGAAUUUCGUUGCGGCAGCAGAGUAUUUUUGAUAAAGGCUUUCUGCUGCAGUUGAAAAACUCGCCGGCGGGAAUAUAUCGGCGGAGCUGGGUGAAGUAAAAAUUGGCGUGAUGGGGUUUUGCAUAUGUCCACUGGAGACUCCGGCAAGGUUGCUGUGGAGCACCAGUUUCUUCCGCCACAAGCUCAUGCUUUUCUAAUCCUUCCGCCCCCUGUUUUUAACCUUCCUUCAAUCAAGAAACAAAAAACUCUACUAAAACCAUCAGUUUCGUCUCUCCAACCUUACUAUUAGUGUGAGACGGUGACUGACGUGUCACGCCGGAGGUAUAAAAAUCAAAAGUUUCUAAACUGUAUAUUUUUUAUAUAUAUAAAGUGGGAUGGAUUCCGGGCGUCUUUUCUUCGACCCGCCGUGCCACGGCAACAUGUUAUUUCUCGGCAGUGGUGAUCCCGCCUUUAGAGGAGCGAGAUCGGUGCUGAACAUGGAGGAAACCUCAAAGAGGCGACCUUUCUUCAGCUCCCCGGAAGAACUGUUUGACGAGGAAUAUUACGACGAGCAGCUGCCGGAGAAGAAACGCCGACUCACCGUUGAGCAGGUGCACUUGCUGGAGAAGAGCUUUGAGGCUGAGAACAAGCUGGAGCCGGAACGGAAGACCCAGCUGGCCAAGAAGCUGGGGCUGCAGCCCAGGCAGGUGGCUGUGUGGUUCCAAAACCGCCGUGCUCGCUGGAAGACCAAACAGCUUGAGAGGGACUAUGAUCAACUUAAAUCUUCCUUUGAUUCCCUUAGGUCUGACUAUGACUCCGUAGUCAACGAGAAUGAGAAGCUCAAAGCUGAGGUUCUUUCUUUGACUGAGAAGUUGCAGACCAAAGGGGUCGACGGAGAACCCCUGAAAUCUGUUCCCCUUCCUGUGAAUGAGCUCCAUUCUUUGAGCUCAUUGGUUACAGUGAAAGCCGAGGAUCGCCAGAGUUCAGGAAGUGGUGGAAGUGCGGUGGUAGAUGAUCAGGACGGCCUUCAGCUCGGCGACAGUGGUGACUCCUACUUCCCGAAUGAUGACUACCCAGCUGGAAUUGGUGCCACAGGCGCAGGGGAUGGUUUACAAUCAGAAGAAGACGACGGCAGCGACGAUGGCCAGAAUUACUUCUCCAGUGUGUUUGUGACUCCAGAGCAGCAGAAUCGUGAUCAGGAAGGAGGAGGCGAGCCAAUGGGUUGGUGGGUCUGGUCUGAAGUUUAUUGAAAAUUUUCAACCCUUGUGCGUCCAAUGCGCGGCCUGUUUCUCUACUGUCUUCUUCCUUGUUAUGUACUAGUAAUUUGAGCUAUGUAAUCUGAACUGUUCAGUGAUCAUUUACGACUUUGAAGAUGAAGAAGGAAAAAGAAAAAAACUUCUGAAUCUCUAAAGCAAGUACGAUAUUAUAAACAAAUUAUGAAAAUGCAAUUAUCUUAUCAGUAAGUAGUAGGGCCGAUGUGUGGUGACCUACGAAUAUAUAUGAAUAAUAUACCAUUAAAAAUGCUUCUUGAUCUUUCUUUUUCUUUUGUUUGAUGCUUCUUUUUUUUUUUUUUCUUGUCAAGUUAUGUGAUCAUGUCCAAUGGAUUCCAAUA
Oldenlandia corymbosa var. corymbosa is the source of this 1792-nucleotide messenger RNA. Lineage: Eukaryota; Viridiplantae; Streptophyta; Magnoliopsida; Gentianales; Rubiaceae. The record is from the annotation of a GenBank genome assembly.